Molecule: messenger RNA, 456 nt
Organism: Staurois parvus
Lineage: Eukaryota; Metazoa; Chordata; Amphibia; Anura; Ranidae
Source: the annotation of a GenBank genome assembly
AUGAUCAGUGGUCUGCAGUGCCACCCACCAGCGCCCAGCAGUGCCACCCACAAGUGCCCAUCUAUGCCCAGCAGUGCCACCCAGCAGUGCCCCCCAUCAGUGCCACCCAGCAGUGUUGCCCAUCAGUGCCACCCAUCAGUGCCACCAGUAAGCAGUUGCCGCCUAUCAGUGCCCAUCAUUGUUGCAUAUCAGUGCAGCAUCAUCAGUGCCUCCUCAUCAAUGCCCACCAAUGCCGCCCCAUCAGUGCCACCUCAUCAGUGCAGCCUAUCAGUGCCCAUGAGUGCUGCCUAUCCUUGCCACCUCAUCAGUGCCCAUCAUCAGUGCCCAUCAGUGCACAUCAAUGCCACAUAUCAGUGUCUACCAGUGCACAUCAAUGCCACAUAUCAGUGCCCAUCUGAGCUGCCUUUCAGUGCCAACUAUGAGUGCCAGUCAGUGCCAGUCAGUGCCGCCUAUGAG